This is a messenger RNA of Verruconis gallopava, 852 nucleotides long. RefSeq lists its product as uncharacterized. Gene Ontology annotation, molecular function: oxidoreductase activity, acting on the CH-OH group of donors, NAD or NADP as acceptor. The coding region runs from base 1 to 852 and encodes 283 amino acids. The transcript has 2 exons. NCBI's taxonomy places the organism in Eukaryota, Fungi, Ascomycota, Dothideomycetes, Venturiales, Sympoventuriaceae. The record is from RefSeq and is a predicted model, not a curated record.
AUGGCCCAAAGCACAGAAUACAGAAACCGGCUAGCAAUUAUUGCUGGAGGGAUAGGUGGGCUUGGUUCAUCCAUUGCUGUCCUGCUGCGAUCCAAAGGCUGCCGUUUAGCUCUCCUGUAUGCACCUUUCGAAGCUUCGCGACGUGACGAAGUGCUGCAAGAUGUCUACGGCACCGCCAAUCCUGAAGGCAUACGUACAUACGAAGCAGAUAUCACUUCCGAAUCUUCUGUCUCCAUUGCUUUCGAGGCAAUAUAUUUCGAUGCCAUCGUUGAUGAAGUCUUCCCAAGUAUCCUCAUCAACUCUGCCGGUUAUGUGACGGUACAGCCAUUGGAGCAAACAAGUGUUGAGGAAGCAAAUAGAAAUUUCUCGGUCAAUUUGCUAGGGCCAUUUAUUACAGGAAACGCUUUCUUUCACCUCUAUCAAGCUAUGAAGAAGAAAAUUCGGGAUAAUGGUGGGGUCAAUGUACCUCCAGGACGCAUUGUCUCCCUUUCUAGUCAAGCUUCACAUCUUGCUCUUGACGGUCAUGGGGUGUAUUGCGCCUCAAAAGCGGGAUUGAAUGCUCUUGUACGCUGUCAAGCUAACGAGUGGGCUCGUUAUGGCAUUACAUCAAAUACUGUUUCUCCUACCGUAGCAUUGACGGCGCUGGGCAAGAAGGCCUGGGGUGAGGGCAAGCAGAGGGAAGAUCAUCUUGCACGGAUUCCGACCGGCCGAUUUGUGGAACCAGAGGAAGUUGCCAGGACCAUUGAAUGGCUCUGUCAAGAUGGAGCGGGAAUGGUUAAUGGUGCCGAUGUGAGGGUCGAUGGGGGCUUUACUAUCAGCGGAGGGUUCACUGUACCAAUUACGGAAUACUAA